Erigeron canadensis is the source of this 2466-nucleotide messenger RNA. Its product is annotated as alpha-galactosidase 1-like. NCBI's taxonomy places the organism in Eukaryota, Viridiplantae, Streptophyta, Magnoliopsida, Asterales, Asteraceae. Gene Ontology annotation, biological process: carbohydrate metabolic process; fatty acid biosynthetic process. The coding region runs from base 3 to 2168 and encodes 721 amino acids. Gene Ontology annotation, molecular function: NAD binding; 3-oxoacyl-[acyl-carrier-protein] reductase (NADPH) activity; hydrolase activity, hydrolyzing O-glycosyl compounds. The record is from RefSeq and is a predicted model, not a curated record. The transcript has 25 exons.
UGAUGCUUAUUAUGGCUUCAUCUGCUUAUUUUGCCUCUUACAAAUCCACAUCAGUUGUAGAAAGUGUUGGUACUAGUGGCUUAUUUGAUCACAGAAUCUUUUUUUCUGGCUGUAAUGUGUCCUUAGCUCGGCUCAGCAGGAGUUGUAGUUAUCCGCAACGACCAACUAAAGUCUCAUUUAUUUCAUCUGGUUUCAAAGCUAAAGUGGCCAAUGUGAAAAAAACAAGUCCUGAAGCAAUACAAACUUAUAAGGAAAUUCCUGUUGUUAUUGUGACCGGAGCCUCUAGAGGUAUCGGCAAGGCGGUUGCUCUAGCUUUUGGCAAAGCUGGUUGUAAGGUUCUGGUUAAUUAUGUAAGGUCAUCUAAAGAGGCAGAAGAAGUUUGUAAAGAGAUUGAGGCACUUGGUGGCAAGGCACUUACAUUUAGAGGAGAUGUUUCAAAAGAAGCAGACGCUGCAGCUAUGAUCAAAACAGCAGUUGAUUCAUGGGGGACUGUUGAUAUAUUAGUCAACAAUGCUGGGACUACGAGGGAUGGUUUGUUGAUGAGGAUGAAGCCGUCUCAGUGGCAGGAGGUUAUUGAUUUGAAUCUCACUGGUGUAUUCCUAUGUACACAAGCAGCUACCAAAAUUAUGAUGCAGAAGAGAAAGGGAAGAAUAAUCAAUAUAACAUCGGUUGUUGGAAUAACUGGAAACGUUGGGCAAGCCAAUUACAGUGCAGCAAAAGCUGGAGUGAUAGGAUUCACUAAAAGUGUGGCAAAAGAAUACUCGAGCAGAGGCAUAAAUGUGAAUGCUGUUGCACCUGGAUUCAUCAUCUCUGAUUUGACUGUUAGCCUUGAUGAACAAUACCAGAAAAAAAUCUUGGAAUAUAUCCCAUUGGGAAGGCUUGGCCAACCCGAAGAUGUAGCUGGCCUGGUUGAAUUCUUGGCUCUCAGUCCCGCUGCUGGUUACAUAACAGGACAGGUGCUUACUAUCGACGGGGGAUUGGCUAUUGUGGUCGUGGUCGUGGCAGCUACUGGAGAAGGUCGUGCUUUGGCGGACAAGUCGUUGGAGACAUUGAGACGGAGACGGAAUCUUUUAGCUAAUGGCCUUGCUGAUACUCCUCCCAUGGGGUGGAAUAGUUGGAAUCACUUCAGCUGCAACAUCAAUGAAAGUAUGAUCAGAGAAACUGCUGAUGCUCUUGUUUCAACUGGUCUGGCUAAGCUUGGAUACAAGUAUGUAAAUAUAGAUGACUGUUGGGCUGAAUUAACUCGUGAUCAAAAGGGUAACCUUGUUCCUAAGAAAUCGACGUUUCCUUCUGGCAUCAAAGCUCUUGCUGACUAUGUCCAUGGCAAGGGUCUUAAGCUUGGUAUAUAUAGUGAUUCAGGUACCAUGACUUGUAGCAAGACCAUGCCAGGUUCACUUGGUUACGAGGAGCAAGAUGCCAAAACAUUUGCUUCUUGGGGAAUAGACUACCUAAAGUAUGAUAACUGUAACAACAAAGAGAUAAAACCAACUAUUCGAUACCCGAUAAUGACUAAAGCUAUCAUGAACGCUGGCCGUCCUAUCUUCUUGUCACUAUGUGAAUGGGGAGACAUGCAUCCUGCUCUAUGGGGUUCUAAAGUAGGAAAUAGUUGGAGAACUACAAAUGACAUUAAAGAUACAUGGGAUAGCAUGAUGCAUAUAGCAGAUAUGAACGAGUAUUAUGCAGAUUAUGCAAGACCUGGUGGUUGGAAUGAUCCAGACAUGCUCGAGGUUGGGAAUGGAGGGAUGACAAAAGAUGAAUACAUUGUUCAUUUUAGCAUAUGGGCUAUUUCCAAAGCUCCCCUUCUUAUCGGCUGUGAUGUUAGAGAUGUCCCAAAAGAGACUCUCGAUAUCCUAGGAAACAGUGAGGUCAUUGCUGUCAACCAAGAUAGACUAGGCGUUCAGGCCAAAAAAGUUAGAAUGGAAGGUGAUCUCGAGAUUUGGGCAGGGCCACUUUCCAGAUACAGAGUAGUUGUGCUCCUAGUGAACCGUGGUCCUGUAACUGCGCCGAUCACAGCCCACUGGGAUGACAUAGGACUUCCUCAGAAUACCAUCGUGGUUGCCAGAGAUCUUUGGCUUCACAACGACCUAAAGGAAAGACCUGUUGGGAACCUGACUGUUAUGGUUGACUCUCACACCUGCAAAAUGUUCAUUUUGAAUCCGGCAUCUUAACAAAUCCUGUUUCUUUUGAAAGAUGCAUCUUAGCAAGUCCAAACUCCAAAGUAUAUAUAUGUGUACUAUUACAUUCAUUGGUUAAAUGAGUUGCUACUCUUAUAGUAUGACUAGUUGGAACUUAUCGUGAUAACUUUAACUUUACUUUUAUUUGAGAACGGAAUCCUUAGUGAUAUCAUGGAGUUUUAAGAUCAAGGAAAUGUGUAUGUACACACACUGACACGCACAUUUUGGCAACUCGUUGUUCAUCGAUGAACAACAAAACGUCGUCUUUUGAUAAAGUAUUUGAUUUUUACUA